CCAUUGCACUCCUGCCUGGGCAACAAGAGCAAAACUCUGUUUCAAAAAUAAAUAAAUAAAAUAAAAAGAGAUAUCCAUGGUAUCUCUAUAGGGAAAAUGAUAACUUCUUAGAAGACACUAAAGGAGUGCUAAAUGGAUAGAUAUUCCCUAUUUAUAAAUUUGAAGACUCAUUAUUGUAAAGCUGUAAGUCCCCCUGAAAUGAUCUAUAGUUUAAUACAACCCUAGAAAAAUCCCCAAGGUUUUUUUCCCCCAAAUAUGACAAGCUGAUUAUAAUACAUGUACAGAUGGUCCCUGAUUUUGAUGAUUCAACAUAGGGUUUUUCCACUUUGCAACGUUUUCUUUGGGCCGUAACCCCAUGGUAAACCGAGGAGCACCUGUACAUGGAAGUGCCAACAGCCAAAAAUCACUGAGACUCUCUUGGAAAAAGAAAGAAGCUGGGAAGACAUGCUUUAGCAGACAGCAAGACUUGCCUGACGCCAGGAAUGAGACAGGGUGAUUCUGGCACUGCACAGGUUGGCACGUGGACUGCUGGACCAUAGAAUCCAUGGCAGCCACAUGCUGUGUAGACACAUCCUUGCCUUAGGAAGAGAAAGUGCUGCAGGGGGCAGGGAGAGAGUUCUAGGCAAUGUUUAGAGUGGGGUCGGGGUCGUGUGGUUCCUGGAGGUGACACAUGGCGUGUCCUCGUGCUAGGUGGCAGUGGGUCACAUGACCCCUGGAGGUGACACACAGGGUGUGUCCUUGCUAGGUGGCAGUGGGUCACAUGACCCCUGGAGGUGGGUGGCCGUCUGGGAGGCAGCGAGUCUGGCCCUGGCUCUGCCACUUGCUCUGUGCGUGAGCUUUCCAAGACACUUUCCUCUUGCAGCCUCCGUUUUCUUGCCUGUGCAAUGAGUGAAUGGAACUGGACAGCUCGAGAGCCUUUCCAGCUCUGAGGCUUAUGGAUCCUGGGUUGAAAGUCGUGGCCAUUGUCUGUCCACACAAAACCAAAGCCUUAGGCAAGCUGCACUGUUGACAAUCUUUGAAUGUCUCUUCGUUCCAUCUUUCUCAAGGUGUCCGCAGAGCAGAGCACAGAGGGCCACCCGGGGAGUGGCAGUGUCUCUGAGGCUGCAAGGAACACGUAUUGCCUUCAGUGCCUUCGAGGACAGGCAGUGUGCCAGGAGCCCUGCAGGCGUCAACAAGGACCACACAGCUGUUUCUGCACACCGGCCGCGGGCGGUGAUAAUAAAGUCGCUGGCUGGCCACCGGGAGGGCAGCGUCCCACACCUGGCCGUGGGCAGCUGGCCUGCCUUUCCUGGACCCUGUCAACUGCAGACCUGCACACCUCCUUCCGAGGCAGCAUCUCCAGCCUGACCGAGGCUUCACGCCCUGCCCUGGGCUCCAGGACUCCCUCCUGCAAAGAGCUCCAGGCAGUAGUGGCAAGAAGCCCGAGAGGCCGGCAGCCAUCUCCUACGACCACGCGGAAGAGGGGCUGAUGGCGAGCAUCGAGCGGGAGUACUGCCGCUGAGGACAGCAUGCCCCGCCAGGCUUCGGAGGCACCUGCUGGCUGGGGCACCCCCUCCUCGCCCAGAGCUCUAGCAGGAGCUGAACCACCUCCAAAACGCAGCCACUCCCGGAUAUUCAAAGCUGACCUUGCAAAUCCACUUUCCGACCGUGCUGACCUGGGCCAGCCACUGGUGGUCAUGGUUGCUGGUGGGGGCGAUUAGCUGUGCAGACCCACAGGUGCGUGGGCCCGGGCCGCCGGCGCCUCCUCCCCAACACGGGGAGCCUGCCCGGUUCUCCUGGAGCCUGAAAUGCGUGCGCAUCUUGGCUGCCCGCUCUCCACAGUGGGGAGGGCUCACCAGGCUUGGGUGACACAAGCGAGCCCCUCCUGGCAUCCGCGCCACAGCACUUCCGGAAGGUUCCGCUCUGGAAGGUACACCCGCGCUGCUCCCUCAGUCUCAGGCCCAUCUCUCCAGGGGUGGCCGGAUCAAUUUAGAGCUUCUCAACUUUAACUCCCUAAUGAGCAGGCUGGGGGUGCUGUUGACAUGCAGGGCCUGAGGUUCCCUACGUCUAACCAGCUCCCAGCCGAGGCCCAAGCUCCGAAGCCCCAACUGCACUUUGAGGAACGAGAAUCCCAGCUUUGAUCUGCCUUGCAGUGGGAGGUAGAGCGCGUCACUGCCUCUCUGGGCCUCAGUUUCCCUCUCUGGAAAAUCAGCUCUGGCAGCUCUUGGAGGCCCUUCCCAGCUCUGACAAUCUGGAACUGCACAAGCCCAGGCUACCACUACUGUUCCCCCACCCUAGGCACAGCACCGCCUUCCCUGCGGGCAGCCAACGCCCAGGUCCCACGGGGAGAGGGUCUGCCUGACACUGGCUUUCCAGUUCUCCCUCUCACAGGCAGCCUGGCCAGUGCCUACGGGGCUUUUAAAUUCUCUUCCCGCCUAGGUGGAAGGUGGGAAACCACAGCAGUAAGGCAGGAAGAGCCUUGGAAUGUUCCUGGUUGACAGAUGGGAAAACUGUCCUGCCCGGGACGCCCUGGGAACAGGGGGCGGAGCUCCGGCGAGAGGGGACUCCUGUGUGGGCGGGCAGGUCUGGAGUCUGGGCCCAGGUGCGGCCUGCUGGGGGACAGCUCCGGGGGAGAACUGCGGGGAGAACAGCGGUCUAGGGAGGCAGGAGGCAGGCGGCAGGCUCCUCCCCAGCAGCCUGGAGGGCAUCAGGACAGAGGGGGAAGGAGGAAACAGCGUGGCUUCCGCUGAAACCAGUACAAGCCUGGUUAUCUGGCUUGACCCGCCAACACGGAGGCCCCCGCCACCGUUUUCUUUUUCCCCCUGAGAAGAGCUCCGCUCCCACGUCCUUAGAACACGGCAGAGCAGGAGCAUCUCAGGAAUCAACGCCAGCUCCUUGGCGCUGUCCCCAGACCCACAGGCCUGCUGCGGCCAUUCGCAAACGGGCAUUUCCUUGAACUUUUGAGAGUGCCUUUGACCAGCUGUUCGCAGCUGGGAAACUCCAAGUUUCGAAGUCGGAGCUUGGAGCGGCCCCGCAAGGGCAUGGCUCAAACCCUCCGCAGAGCUGGGAGCCAUUGCUCGUGCAAGCCCAACCGAUUCUUUUGAUAUAAAGAUGGAAGUCUUUAUAUCAAAUACAUCUUUUAAAAUAAGUUAACAUUUUAUUUCUUACCACCAGAUGGAUAAGGCUUUGAAUUUAAUCAUGUAAAUGUUUAUAAUUUUAUGUGAUUUUGUUAAAAUGGGACGCUUUCAAUUGGUUUCCAAGAAAAAGAUAAUACCUCUGCAUUUUCUGGUGGAAAACGCAUGAUACCCUUAAUGAGAUCAACGUGUUACAGGAAAAAAAUUCCAAAAGUAGUUACAAGCUACAUCAAUGUCAAAGUAAAUGCACUUCAAAGCUAAGAAGUCACAGGAAUUGUUCUCAGGUCUUUAAAAAAAUUUUUCCUGAAUUCAGGAAGUGUCUUCUGAACAGCAGCUAGCCAAAUAAAGUGGUGUGUGUGUACUGCAGCUGCAGGUGAACUUAAAAAUAAUAAUAAUAAUAAAAAGAACAAAUAAAGCAGUGUGUACCAGCCGCUGA
Messenger RNA from Macaca mulatta (Rhesus monkey), 3549 nucleotides. Lineage: Eukaryota; Metazoa; Chordata; Mammalia; Primates; Cercopithecidae. The record is from RefSeq and is a predicted model, not a curated record.